Schistosoma spindalis is the source of this 264-nucleotide messenger RNA. The record is from the annotation of a GenBank genome assembly. Lineage: Eukaryota; Metazoa; Platyhelminthes; Trematoda; Strigeidida; Schistosomatidae.
UUGUAAUGGUCGUAUGGGAUGAUGUAACCACUACACCUCAUAUAAACAUGGAGAUCAUUAGAAAUCGAAUGAAUAUAAGUUCUACCGACAAUGAAGAGGAUCUGACACAGGAGGAUGAUGAUGAUAACUCAAAUUCCAAUUUAAUAGACGACGAGCAAUUACAAGAACUCCGGGAAUGGGUGGCGCAAAAAUGGCGUCAGUAUUUUUCGAUGGGAAAUCAAACUACUUCUCAAUAAAUGAAUGUGGACAACUAACAAUGGAGAC